AUGGAGAUCAUACUCCGGGUCGGCUUUCCCACCACUCUCGUCCGCGCCGCUCUUGUCUGCAGGCGCUGGCUUCGCCGCGCCUCCGACCCCUCCUUCCUCCUCAGGUUCCGCAAUCUUCACCCGCCCGGCCUCCUUGGCUUUUACGUCCACACCAUGUCGAAUAAAUCAGAUCCGAACCCCCCAGUCUUCAUGCCAAAUCUGCUGCUGCCCCCAGAGCUUAGCACAGUCAUCCACCGUGCAAACUUCAGCUUUGACGCCUACAAGGGCAAGAAUAUCUACAUCACAGACUGCCGGCACGGAAACGUUUUCAUCCACUUGUAUGACGGCUGGACAUCCACAUACACAAAAGUAGUGCAUAAACCACUCUCCUCUAAUAGAGAAAUACCUAGCUUCCCACGAUUCCCACCUCACCAACUGCAGGAUGGCAAUACCUGCACUUGGAGUGACCUCAUUUCCAAAGGAGAAGGUGACAACUUGUCCUACUUGUAUGUGUGGAUUGAGUCUACCAGGGAUUCCACAAAAUCUACAAUGCACGUAUCUGUGUUACAAGACAAUGUCUGGUGCAUGCAUACCUCGAUCACAAGUACACACCACCCUUUUUUGCUAUGGGUACCAAGACCUGUGGUCGUCGACAAUAAAAUAUAUAUGGCCUCCAUGAACAACAUCCAUGCCUUGGAUUUGUCAGCCUCAAGUUUCUCCAUAGUUAAGCUCCCACACAUGGUGGCGAAGUAUGGCAUGAGAAACGCUGUGAUGUCACGGGCUAAUGAUGAUUCCGGUGUAUAUCUUAUCCAUGCUAAGGAGCUUCAACUUGGCAUAUGGUUCCACAAGAAGGACAAAUGGUUGCCAGUGGAUACCAUUUGUUUGCGUAAGAUGCUUGAUAAUUUGAGGAUAUCUCAUAAUGAGAAUGUCCAUCUAAACCAAGUGGGUAACAAUGCCGAGUUUGUGCUUUUGCAGGCGGGUCAAUCUAUACUCUACUUGGAUAUUAAGUGCAGGAAGUUGCGUAAAGUGUAUGAGCUUGGAAGAUAUGAUAUACUGCAUUCUAUCCAUCCUUUUAUGAUGAUAUGGCCUCCCACAUGCCCUGCGAUUGAGGAUGGUUCCGCAAGGUUUGCCUGUUGA
Messenger RNA from Triticum turgidum subsp. durum (durum wheat), 1116 nucleotides. NCBI's taxonomy places the organism in Eukaryota, Viridiplantae, Streptophyta, Magnoliopsida, Poales, Poaceae. The record is from the annotation of a GenBank genome assembly.